ACAAAUCGCACCCUGCUUACAGGCAUGAAACAACAGUGUGUAGAACCACACUUUAGAAGGAGGUGAAUUAUGUGUAUUACAGUCACUACAACAUAUUAAUAUCUGGGUUUUUUUCAUUAUAUAAUUUAACAUAUGUGUUGUGUUUUUAUUAUCUUAAUUUCUAAUGGACCAAUGAUAAUUCGUGAAUACACUAUGCCCGCGAAAUCGCGGAGCGAGCUGUCAGUUGAAGUCUAUCAAAAAUGGAUGGUGAACGUACUUGUCCUCCGCUGAAAAAGCGGCGAAUUUCUGAACAGCGCUUCAAGCUAGAAUAUAACGCAGAAUGGCCGACCAUCACCCGGUCGAAGCUGGACGACUUCCACGCUUACUGUAUGUUGUGUAAGACAGAUUUUAGCGUGAGGCAUGGGGGCCGACACGACGUUGAAAAGCACAUCAGGACUGCUAAACACACGUCAUACAAGGCGGCAGUGGAAGCUACAAGGCCCAUCGCGGGCUUCUUUACGGUUGACAGUGACACCAGUGUCAUAAAUGCCGAAGUGCUCGCUGUGGACUUUCUGGUGGAACACAACAUCCCGAUCGCGGUGGCCGACCACAUCGGGCCACUGGUGAAAAAGAUGUUUCCGGACUCGAAAAUCGCUGGAAAGUAUGGGUCUGGUCGCACAAAGAGCAGCGCCAUUGUUGGAGCUCUUGCCAAGGAGGAUGCGUCUGUGAUCACGGAGGCAAUGAGGACAGCUCCAUACUCCCUAGCCACGGAUGGGAGCACUGACUAUGGAGACUGUAAGCUGUAUCCUCUUGUUGUGAAGUACUUUGAUCGAGGACUUGGGCGUGUUCUGACAGUACUCCUAUCUUUGCCAGAGUGUCAUGAGGCAUCUACUGGGCAGAACAUAUUCAAACUCAUUGACAAUGAACUUGAGAAACGUAGCAUAUCCUGGGACAACUGCAUGAGUUUUGGGGCAGAUAAUGCCAUGGUGAUGCAGGGACUCAAAGCUGGCACGGCAGGCUACAUCAACAAAAAAAACAGUGCAGUAUAUGUGCUGGGAUGCCCGUGCCAUCUAAUUCAUCUAGCUGCAGAAAAAGCUGCUGCUCAGCUUCCAGUGUCCAUUGAAGAGCUGCUGGUGGACAUAUACUUCUACCUAGACAAAUCCAGCAAGAGGAAACAGGGACUGAAGAAAUUUCAGGAUCUGUGUGGAGUGGAAAUGAGAAAGAUUGUUAAACAUGUAAGUACGAGGUGGCUCUCUUUAGAUAAAUGCAUCGCCAGGUUGUUGCAGCAGUGGCCUGCAUUGCUGCAAUACUUUGAGUCAGAACAGUCUGGGCACAGCAGCAAGGACAAGACCACGCAGAGCAGCAGCAAGGACAAGACCACGCAGAGCAGCAGCAAGGACAAGACCACGCAGAGCAGCAGCAAGGACAAGUCCACCCACAGUGUUAGCAAGGACACAUCAACCCACAGUAGCGGCAGCAAGGACAAUUCUCAGUUUGAUUUGGCAGGCUAUCUCUUUCGCCAACAAAACCUAGCCAAAUUCUGUCAGGGAAAGAAAACACCAGCAGCUGCAACCACACAGCCCAAGACUGCAACGGCAAAGCCCAACACAUCUAGCGCUGCACCCACUCGGCCCAAGACAUCUAGCACUGCACCCACUCAGCCCAAGACAUCUAGCACUGCACACACUCAGCCCAAGACAUCUACCACUACACCCACUCAGCCCAAAACAUCUAGCACUGCACCCACUCAGCCCAAGACAUCUAGCACUGCACCCACUCAGCCCAAUACAUCUAGCACUGGAACCACUCAGCCCAAGACAGGGGCACAACAGAGAGUGCAGAGGGCAUGUCAACAUCUGCAGGACCCAACAUUCCAUCUUUACUGCUACUUUCUAAGUGCGGUCCUGCCGAUAUUUGAUGAGGCCAACACUCUGCUGCAGCUAGACAAACCCUGCAUACAAAUACUACACAGGACUUUGACCACACAGCUGAAGAAUCUCUUGAACCGAUUUGUGAAGCCUCAGGUGAUCAAUGCAGCUGCUAAGGUUCACCAGGUACCAUUCAGGGAACCAAGCAACCAGAAGAGCAAUGAGACCUUGUUCAUUGGGCAAAACACCAGAGACUUCAUAAGAGAUCACCCUGAGCUUGAGGAGCUGCAGCUUGCCCAGGUCUUCAGCGCUGUGCGGGCAUUCUACAUGAAGGCUGUUGAGUACAUGGUGAAGAAGUUUCCCUAUGAUGACCCAGUGAUAAGGAAUGCUUCUGUGGCUGACAUGUCUGCACGGGACAGCGCAGACUUCAAUUCUGUGAGGUACUUCACAGGCAGAUUCCCCUGCUUGAAGAUGAGUGCUGAGGAGAUGGACAAGCUUGAGGGUCAAUUCAUGACCUACCAAACCGAUGCUCUGCCAGAAAGCAUCACCAGCUGUGACAGACCAGACACACAGUGGCACCUGAUGAGUCAGCUGAAGGAUGGAAAUGGCCAUCUCAAGUACCCUUUACUCUGCAAGGUAAUGCUGGCUAUCCUCUGCAUCUUCCAUUCCAAUGCAGACUGCGAACGCAUCUUCAGUCUUGUCACAAAAAACAGAACGGAGUUCAGACCUAGUAUGGGAAUGGAGACCCUGAGUAACCUCAUUACCCACAAACAAUUCAUGGUGGCAAAGGGGUCUGUCUGCUACAAGCAGGCGUACUCCAAGACAACUCUUGCCAAGGCCAAGUCAGCAACCUAUGACCAUCUAAAGUGAGAGGUUGAUGAGAUGGUCAUGUCACAGCCAAAGGUUCCCUUGAGUUGAACUCUGUUCUAAAAAAAGGCUGUGUAAAGGUUUUUCAUGUGUUAUUGUUCAGUAUUGUUUCAUGAUGAAUUCUGUUCGGUUAAUAAAAAUAUUUUUUUGUGUA
Eleginops maclovinus (Patagonian blennie) is the source of this 2868-nucleotide messenger RNA. RefSeq lists its product as uncharacterized. The record is from RefSeq and is a predicted model, not a curated record. The transcript is spliced from 2 exons. Bases 240 to 2717 code for a protein of 825 amino acids. Lineage: Eukaryota; Metazoa; Chordata; Actinopteri; Perciformes; Eleginopidae. Gene Ontology annotation, molecular function: protein dimerization activity.